AUGACCCUCAGUCAACUCUGUCCUCAACACCAUCAACUCCUCAAUUGCCACCCACCUCCUAUCAACAAAAUUGAAGUCCGCGAAUCAAGGACCAUUCUGUCACAGCUCACCAGUAGCUACUCUAUCCACCCAACUGGUUACCUCAGUCGCAUAAAUGAUACCAUACUCGACCAAUGCAACCUCUGCCACUCACUCAAUCAUACUACUCAACAUCUUUUCAACUGUUCUGCCAAUCCCACCCCCCACACUCGCCGACCUUUAGACGGACCCGACCAUCAUACGUGCAUGGCGUAUGAUGGUCUUCGAGUGUCGGACAGACAGUAUGUAUGGCGAGCCAGUCAUCGAGCCAGUCAACGCGAGGCAGGGCAUUUCUUCCGACUGAGCUAA
Molecule: messenger RNA, 387 nt
Organism: Helobdella robusta
Lineage: Eukaryota; Metazoa; Annelida; Clitellata; Rhynchobdellida; Glossiphoniidae
Exons: 3
Coding region: 1-387 (128 amino acids)
Source: RefSeq, a predicted model, not a curated record